Molecule: messenger RNA, 5290 nt
Organism: Vitrella brassicaformis
Lineage: Eukaryota; Vitrellaceae
Source: the annotation of a GenBank genome assembly
GCUUUGGCGAAUGAGUCUCCUGAAAUUCAGCAGGCUGACUCAUCUUCGGCCGGCUGAACAGACGAAGUAAGGACUGGCUUCGGAAGCUGCGAUGAGGGAACAGACGCGGUCGUGACGGUGCUGUGAGUCAGUCUCGGGGCUGAAUGCGGGGGGUCUCGGGAGUGGCAAAGACGGAUCGUUACAGCAAAUGCCCGAAGUAUGCGAGAGUGUGCAUUUGGAGGGGGAGGGAAGGGGCUCGCGCUCAAGUUGGGGCCGUUCAGGCACGCAGUGGCCCCAAGUUCUGCGGGCAGCUCGCCGAGCUUCUGGAAAAUGAGGACGAAAGCAUUGCUCGUUCAACUUGUUGUUAUCGCAUGCUGCUUCACGGCGGCGCUCACAGAGCCCUGGAAACACCAUUUUAAGAGGCACCCAUACGAAGAGACGUUCAGCACCAAGCACCCCCCGAAUCAUUUGGAGGAUGUCAGGGACGCCGACGGUACGUAGGGAGUAAUGGCACAUGGUCUUGCAUUUCUUGUGUCCUUGCUAUGUGUUGUUAUCCAUAGUUGAACUGCUCGAGGCACUGUUCGCACAGGGCGAGGCGUACAAGGGCAUGCGUAAGUCGUGCAGAGAGGAGAAGAUGUCACACAGCGGAGCGACAAUACUUUUCUCCGCUUCCAUGUGCUCCCGUUCCUCCGCAGUCAUCCCAUCGUGGACCAAGAAAGGCGAGCCCGUCCGUGCUUCUGGUCUGCCGUGUCACGUCGUCUGUGGCCAAAAGGGCCACUUCCCAUGCCCCUUCCUGGCGGAAGUUCAGCACACUGUGUGGGGAGGCAAGGUCAGUAAUCAACUUACACACCGCCGCGAAUACCAAGAUGAGCCACCCGCCCCCCAUACAAUUGGUUUAUUUUGCGUACGUGCAUCUGGAUGUCUGCAAGGUCUUCCACGUGGACCAUCACACAGGGAUGACCACGCUGGAGAACGUCCGCACCUUGGGCGGCAAGACCAUCACAGCAGAGGUGUACGAGAACGAAGGCUCCAAGAAAGAUGGCAGGCCUUCCGUGAUCUUCGACUACUCCAAGAGCCUUGUCGCCACCGUCAGCCAAAUCAUCGAUGAGAUCAGACUGGUCAACAAGGACACCCUCCUCUAUCUCGGUUCAAAAGAGGAUGUGUCCAUAGAAGAGAAGCAAGAUGUCUAUCGGUGGUGUCUCCGUCUGCUUGCAGGCAAGAGCUAUAUGAUACAAGGAAUGGGGAAGGAGCCCGUCUUGCUCGCGUAUUUCGCCCUGGAAUUCGACGCAUUGGUCGACAAAAAAUGCGACCACAUUGUGGUACUGACAGAACUGACAGAUUGGUGGUGGCACUCCAUGCAGCUCAAUAUCCUCUGCGUGUCAGGUUGGUGGCGGCGCUGCGGGUACCGGCUUGGCGUUCACUCUCGCAGAGAGCGGCUACGAUGUCUGCAUUUACGAGCGAGGCGACUACCGCACCAAAACCUACCCGGGCCAGACGAUCGACGGAUUCAGCGUCAGUGAGGGAAUGCCACCAGGAGUCGAGACACCGCCGUGAUGAGUGUCCUGUACGCUUCUGUCUGUUUGCAGGAUACUCUGGUCUAUCCCAAGAUCGGCCAGAUAUACAUCACGACCGAGGGUGUCCGCUCACAUGUGGCCAACAUUCUCUCGGGCGGAACCGCUCUCAGGUAGGCAAGAAAGACUGUGCAUGUCCCCAUGUGGGGUGCGACACGACACGAAUGGGGCUCAUUCCUCCAUCAUCAACCGGCUCCUCUCUCAGUGCGGGCAUUCACAUUGAAGAGGAGCCCGACUACUACCGCUACGUGGAGAGAGAGUUCAGCACCAAAAAGGGUAAAGUCGAAUUCUAUCAAGACCUCGUUGACGAGGUGAGAUGAGCAUAUACAUAUCCGUGAGAUGCCUGCAUGCACCGAAGUGGGUUGAUGUCUGUCUCUCUGUGUCUGUCUGUCUGUCUGUCUCUCUGUCUGCCGGCUUGCCUGCGUCCGUCCACUUAUGCCAGGCUUUCGAGUGGAUCGAGAAAUCGCUGCCCGCCGACCUCGUGAGCUAUGAUCCCGCCUACACUCCUCACUACCUGGAGGCCCUUAUCGCUGCCGGCUUGGGGCCAGACCGCGGCUCCAACAGAAAGGUGCCUCUCGGCGCCGUGCGCGCGGGCAGGUAUAUAUUGGACACAAGUCCAUCGGCGGAAUUAAAUUGUUGUCUUCCGUCCCUUGCUCGCUCUUCUUCCUCUCCGUCAGUUUGUUUGAAAACGAUGGAAAGGAAAUGUCGCCCCACCGAGAGCGCCGCGGAAGUGACGUGCUGCUGUGGGCGGGGGAUCCCUCCAAGAACGGGGGAUCUCUGACGGUCAGAGUGCGGCAGACCGUCCUGGAACUCGAAUUCGACCAUGAUAGCAUGAAAGGCGCCAAGGACAAGAAGGGAGGCAGGCCGAAGGCAGUGUGCAUCAUCUACGCCGACUCGCCGGACAAACUUCCUCUUGAGGACUCUUUGGCCAACCAGAUGGGCAUCAAAAAAGUGCUCACCGACGAGGAGAAGCCCAUGAAUCGGAAGAGGCAGUGUGUGAGCCCGGGAGGCGAGAUAUGGAUGGCCGCGGGGGCCGUGCUCUCGCCUGUGCUGAUGAUGCGCAGUGGUGUCGGGCCUAAGGAUGUGGUGGACAAGCUCAUGGCCAACCAAGGCAAGGAGCCCGUCAUGUACAUGGAGGAGCUGGGCAAGAAACUCUUCGACCGCAACUUUGUCCCCCUCUCAAUGUUCCUCAAGACCCCAUCCCCGGCCACCAUCAUCUCCUACGCCGCCAUGCAGCUCGUCGGCGAUCACUGCCCGGACGACAAGCACGGCAAACAUGACACACUGCUCGAGUAGGCAAUCUUGAUUAUCAAUCGGAGCAGCACAAGAAUGCACGAUGACCUGCCUGGUGGGUGGGUGUGCAUGUCUCACUGAUCCCGCUGUCUGUGGUGGGAUGCGUGCAGCAUUGGUGAGACAAGCAAACACUGCACGUACAUCAACCAGGAGGAGGUGCACGGCGGCAACACGAUCCGCGGCCUGAUCAUGGCAACCCGAGCGCCUUUCCCGCCCCACCUGAGAAGCCUACCGUAAGCCAAAACUGGCACAUGCACACACGCGCUGCAUGCGCAUAUCUUGCCCCAGUGAGGUUGACUUUCUCGAGUACCUCCUCCUCGAGUGCGUUGACAAGGAAAACAGCGUCAUCUGCGCCCCGGUGAAGCCACUGCUGCGCUGCCUGGGGUGAGUCUGCCGGCCAGCCAGCCAGCACCCACUACAAACACGUCGACAGACACCCAAGCAAUGACGACGGACAGAAAAAAGCAGACGAGCGCUCCCUCUUUCUGCUUGUGUGUCUUGUUGUUUCAUCAAGGAAAGCCGCGGGCACUUUCGGGUUCUCUGCGGUGGUCAAGUCGCGCGGCUACGUCACCGUCAAUGAGCACGGUUAGUGAGACAGACAGAGAACGCAUGAGCGAAGACAUACAUGUACGUACGGUCACCCGCCAAAGGAAUACACAUAACUGUGUCUGUGUCUGUCUGUCUGUGUGUCGUUGCAGGCGAUCCGGUCGUAUCGGGUGGCUAUUACAACGACCCAGAGGGCCACGACCUCUUUGCCGCAGUGGAGGCACUCAAGAGAUCCAUCCGCAUGGCCGGCAGGUGACCAUACAUACCACACAGAUGGAUGGCGGGGGAUGAGUGCACACACAUACGAAUGUGAUGAAAUCGAUGAGCUUAUCUGUCUUGUCUUGUCUUGUGGGUGCAGCGGUGCGUUUGACGACAUCGUCGAGAAGAAGACGAGCGUCGGCUGCCCCGCCGUGUACCUCAGCACGCUCCUCAACCUGAUCGCCCUGGCAGGCAGACGCCUGCCCGGCGGGGGUUUCUUCACAGUAAGUAAACAGAUGGACACCUCGCCUCGCCUCGACGCAGCCACGACGUACUUCCCUCGUUCGUUGAUCAGGAUUGGGAGACGAUUCGUCGCAACAUCAUUUGGACUCCGGGCGAGGAGGAACCUCUCACGGCCUUCCUGGGCGAACGCGGUCGCAAGCUGAUGGCCGAGGACCCUUUCGUGUCGUUUCUGCACGGAAUCCGCGACAGGGUGCUGCAAUUCCGGGAGGCUUUGGGCCUCGACAAGGACUCCCCCGGCUGGCUGGGCGACGAGUCACCCGCCGCCAAGUGGCUGUUGGAGGAGAUUGAGAAGGCCAAUGAUCCCCCCAAGAGACGCGAGAUGGCCUGCGACUUGGACAAGUGGGGCAAGCCUUCGGGGCCGGAAUGCGGCGACAUGACGUUGGAGGAGAUGCAGAUCGAGCACGCCAAGGACAUCAACCUCUUCCCGCCACUCCCCAAAGUCAUCAACGACCACACCCUGGCCGAAUACGUCAAGACGCACGGAAGCUCCAUUUGGCACUGGACCGGGUGAGUGGAGUGAGUCGAGAGGGCCGAGCGGGGGGGUGGACAAGAAUGACACUUACACGCCCUCCGUUGGUGGAUGUCAUGUGCAGAUCGGCACCGAUGGGCACCAUAGUUGACAGCCAUUUCCGCGUGUUCGACAUGGAUGGGCUCAACAUCUGCGACGCCUCCAUAUUCCCCGACGUACGUCGCGUCGGUCAAUGCACGCGACACAUUGGAUCUUUCCCCAAUGAAUAUCAAUGUGUCUCCUCCCUCCCUGCGUGUGUUUCGACAGAUCACCCGCAUGAACGUGCAGGCGCAGGUCAGUGAGCCAGCGAGCACUGCAGCAUGAGACAUAAACGGAUGCUGACGCGACACGUCCUGGUUCUCUGCUUGCAGUAUUUCAUGGUGGGGCGAUACUGCGGCUUGGUGCGGCGCAAGAAGGAGGGGUGGGGCGGGCCACACCAUGGCCACGAUGGCCACCACUGAUUCUGAAUCCGCCGGCUGCUGCCCCUCUCCCCAUACUCACUCACUCUAGCCCGUCUUCACAUUAAGUCGUGCGCCUGUUUGCUAUAAGGGCGUGUAUCUUGUCCUCCUCCUUUGAUUGUCUGCUGCUUAGUGCUGUCUGAGCCAGGUCAAUAAUCAUAAGGCCAUAAAUAACGUAUGUAGAACGAAUGGGUUUUAGGGGCAGUCACUAAGCUGGCUUGAACGAGGCUUGAAUGGGGAGGGGCGCGCAACCGAGCAUCUGCUGAGUGGGCCGGUUGCUAUAUUCUGCCUGCAAGUGAAGUGGAUUUGCAGACCUUUGCAGACCUUUGCAGACCUUCGCUGGGAUAUUGCGGACUCGUGUGCUGUUCAAAAAACGCUGAGUCUGGCUGAGGUGCGUGGUCUGCACAUUGAUUCCUUCACAUGAAGGCCUCGGC